Molecule: messenger RNA, 5057 nt
Organism: Doryrhamphus excisus (bluestripe pipefish)
Lineage: Eukaryota; Metazoa; Chordata; Actinopteri; Syngnathiformes; Syngnathidae
Gene: secisbp2l
Product: SECIS binding protein 2-like
Cellular component (GO): ribonucleoprotein complex; mitochondrion
Molecular function (GO): mRNA 3'-UTR binding; ribonucleoprotein complex binding; selenocysteine insertion sequence binding
Source: RefSeq, a predicted model, not a curated record
CAUUCGCAGUAAACCAGCGCUACUAGCUUGUAGCUAGCGGACCUUGCUCCGCUAAACCCCGCAAGCCGCUGCAGUGCAUUCACUAGGAAGCCAGUAUCCAUUUCGCUAAACCUUCAGGAAUUUCAGUUAUUUACCAUGAAGAAGAUAAAAAGGUCCAUAGGCUGACGUCCACCCCGGGAUCAAUGACGGUCUUUCGCCUUGUCGGUGACUGACAUGGAUGCAAGUGACAUAAAGGAUGUGAAACUUUCAGCCGAAGUGGAACCAUUCAUCCCACAGAAAAAAGGUCUUGACGGAUCCCUAAUCAGCAUGAGUCUUUCAGGAGAGCCAACAGGUGGAGGAGGAGGAGGAGGUGGCGGAGGAAUGGGAGGGGGUAAUGGAGGGGUGGAAACCACUCCUAUACCCAGCUACCUCAUCACCUGCUACCCUUUUGUGCAGGAGAACCAACACAACAGACAACAUCUAAUGUACAAUGGCGGGGAGCUGCGCUGGCAGCAGCCUAACCCAAACCCUGGCGGUCCCUACCUGGCCUACCCAAUCAUGUCCUCCCCUCAGCCACCCGUGUCCAAUGACUAUGCCUACUACCAGAUUAUGCCUGCCCCAUGUCCCCAAGUGAUGGGCUUCUACCAACCAUUCCCUGGCACUUAUCCAGGGCCAGUGCAACCUGGGGUUGUUAACCAAGUCUCGGCAGAUGUUGGUGAUAGACCUCUUCCUGUUGGGCCGUCGUAUGGGAUGGCAAAUCAAAGAGGAAGAGGCAUGGUCCGACCUAAUCUCCCUAAGCAACAGUUAAGUGUUUGCCAGCCUCUGAGGGGUCGACGUCCUCCACCCAGGAAUACAGUAGUCCAGAAGGAAGUCUGCAGCAUAGGCCCUGAUGGUCGAACCAAGAAAGUACUACUGGUGGAUGCAGCUCAGCAGACAGAUUUCCCAGGUGAGCUGUCCGGGCGGUGCACUGCCGAGCAGGCCAGUCCCCUGCUGUGGAAGAACCGUACAAAGAAGCGACGGCCGUCCAAUCCGUCUGAAAGCUACAGUGAUCAGGGCACAAGUGAGGCCGAUAUAGACAGCGACAGCGGCUACUGUAGCCCCAAACAUAACCAGGCCGCAGGAGUAACACAGCGAACAGUGGAGACCUCAGCAACAUCUACGGUAUGGCAACAGGGUGUUGAGACUGGUGUAAUGACAACAGGUACAUGGGUAAAUGUAGCCUCUCAGGCUACCCAGAAGAACUGGGGGGAGAGGAAUGGCCAAUUCCACAGAGCAGACCACAGAAAGAAUCCUGAACAGAGGAACUUCUCACCGGAUUUUCAUAGUGGCUGUCGUGGGCAUGUUCUGCCAAACCAGACAGAACAAAGCCUGCAGCCAGUGGGGGUCACAAAUGAUGAGCUUACUCCAGAACCCCUUUACUUUGAGGAUGAAGAUGAAUUCCCAGAUUUACCCACUGGAGGUGCCGCCCAUCGUGUCACCAAAGUGGAACCAACUCCAGCUCAGACUCAUAUGCAGCCCAAACUACAUAAAAACCUGCUAGAAAACCUACCCGAAAACUCCCCUAUCAACAUUGUGCAGACACCCAUCCCAAUUACCACAUCUGUUCCCAAGAGGGCCAAGAGCCAGAGGAAAAAGGCCUUGGCUGCUGCCUUGGCCACUGCUCAAGAAUACUCUGAGAUCAGCAUGGAACAGCAGAAACUCCAGGAGGCCCUCACCAAGGCAGCAGGCAAGAAGAGCAAAACUCCCGUCGAGCUGGACUUGGGCGACAUGCUGGCAGCUUUGGCUAAACAUCAGCAGGCGAUGAAGGCCAGACAACUUAACAAUACCAAGCCACUGUCCUUUACAGGUAUCACAUCCCAAAUUGUUGGAACCACUGCUCCAUUCCACAGAUCUGGCUCAACCAACCUGGCGGUCAUGUUGAAAGGUCAUCAACAACCACACUUGGGCUCCCCUAAUAAUUUGGAUUCAAAUGCUCCUCGUAUAAAGCGAGGAAAGGAGCGAGAAAUCCCCAAAGUCAAGCGACCAACGGCCCUUAAGAAGAUUAUUUUAAAGGAGCGAGAAGGAAAAAAAGGCAAAACAAGCAUAGAUCAAGAGUCAUCGGGCCAAGAAGAGCAUGAUGAUGAAGAUUGUUUACAUUUUACUGAAGAUCUAUCACAAGAACCCGCUUCUCAAGAAGAAAAUGGUCUCAGUGUACCCAGCGACACAUCGCUCUCCCCCGCCAGUCAGAAUUCUCCAUACAGCAUCACCCCAGUAUCCCAGGGUUCUCCUUCAAGCUCUGGAAUUGGGAGUCCCAUGGCUUCUAACGCAAUCACAAAAAUCCACAGUCGACGUUUCAGAGAGUACUGCAACCAAGUCUUGAGCAAGGAGAUAGACGAGAGUGUGACGCUGCUGUUGCAGGAACUGGUCCGCUUCCAAGAGCGUGUCUAUCAGAAGGACCCCAACAAGGCCAAGUCCAAACGCCGCCUCGUCAUGGGUCUCAGGGAGGUCACUAAGCACAUGAAGUUGUGUAACAUAAAGUGUGUUAUCAUUUCUCCCAACUGUGAAAAGAUCCAAGCUAAAGGAGGCUUAGAUGAAGCUCUGUACAAUGUAAUUGCCAUGGCCAGAGAGCAGGAGAUUCCAUUUGUGUUUGCUUUGGGUAGAAAGGCUCUCGGACGCUGUGUCAACAAACUAGUAGCCGUUAGUGUCGUUGGCAUCUUCAACUAUUCAGGAGCUGAGGGUCUUUUUGACCGUCUAGUGUCGUUAACCGAAGAGGCGAGGAUGGCCUACAAAGAAAUGGUGUCAGCUCUGGAGCAGGAGAAAGCUGAGGAGGCUCUGAAACAUGACAAGAAAGUUCCACACCACAUGGGACAUUCACGCAACCAUUCUGCAGCUUCUGCUACCUCCUUUUGCUCUGUCAUCUCUGAGCCCAUCUCUGAGGUCAAUGAAAAGGAGUAUGAGACCAACUGGAGAAGUAUGGUGGAAAAUUCAGACGCUCCAGAGCCAGCCGAGCCGGAAAUAGUUCGCCCUUCACCUUCCAUAGCACACCUCAGAGACAGUGAGACCCCAGUGGUUACCACAAGUGCUGCCCCGCCCAGCGCCAACACUGUACCGCAGAGAGCUGGGCUUCCCACACAGGGUAAUGGGGAGAGGGACGAGGUCCGCGCUGAUGACCGCCUGGAGCUUGCGUCUCAGCAGAGCACAGAGACAGGCUCUCUGGAUGGCAGCUGUAGGGGCCCACUGAACUCCUCCAUCACCUCCACUACCUCCACCCUGGUCCCCGGGAUGUUGGAAGAGGCAGAGGAGGAGGACGAUGAGGAAGAGGACUACACACCCGAACCUAUUUCUGAGGAGGUGCCCACCCUCAGCAGCCGCAUCGAGUCGUGGGUGUCAAAGACUCUGGAGAACCUGCAGCUGGGAAAGAGCCAGGACAGUACAGAGGAGGAGGAGGAAGAGGAGGAAGACGAAGAAGAGGACAGACUGCAGACAGAGGAUGAGGAGGGCUUUGUUACAGCUGAUAUACCAGAUGUGAAGAUGGAGAGCAAAGAGCCGGCCAAGAAGGUCACAGCCUGAUUUCACCUCUCAUCCUCGGAUCUUCUACUUCCCUCUCUCUCUCUCUGUCUGUCACAUGUACUCAUCCCCCCAAAAAAACAGAAGUUCUUGCAUCACUAAACCCUGACACCAGACCUAAUCUCAGGUAUUGUCAUGACAGACCAACACACAUGGUCAGGGACCAAACGGCAGCAGGUUUCUUUUUCAUCCAUCUCUCCUGUACAGCUCAUAACCUGCAACACUUGAAUUCGGAGGAUUUUUUUUGUUUUCAAUUUUCCACAUCCAAAGUUGAACUCUCUCUCUCUCUCGUUUCUGGGAGAAGUUUUAAAAAAAGUGGCGAACCAGUGAUCCACCACUCCCAGUGGAAGGGAUGUUGCAACUUUUCCACUCCUGUCUUAAUUUAACACAGACAGCUGCGUGUGUGUGUGUGUGUGUUGACAGCCACAUAGCUUACACUACUUUGCUGUGUUCAUUAGCUUUACAUUUAUAUGUAAUGAGUUUGUUACCAUUUCCUUCUCACACUCACUACUCCAUGAGGGAUUUAAGGAGGAAGUUUUCUUUUAUUUUCGAUUGCUUGGCUGCUCUAGUUUUACCUACAGUAUCUGUGCUUGGCUGGGCUUUCAGUCUUCUUAAAAGUGUUUUUUAAUGUUGAAAUAACUGGUGUUCUACUCUCUACAGAUAAUUAAGACGAAUUAACUUCUAAGAAGCUGUGUUUAGGUGUACUGGUUUGUCCUGUUGAUCUUGAUGUUUUUCCUGUCUUCAGCUCUUGGAUGCGGUCUCUGUUUCAUAAAAACUAUUGUUGUUGGAGCUUUCUAUCAAAUGAGUUGUUCCAAGUUGUUUCUUAGGGAGGCUGGGUAAUGGUCUAAUAUUGUCUUAAUAAACUGCAUUUAUUAUGUAAUUCAUCCAAAACCAUCCAUGCAGUUGUCAAAUACUAGCUAUGUGGUCUCAGGACAGGCCUAUUCCACUAUCCAAUACCACUAUGAGAUAAAAAUGACUACAAACAGUAUUCUUUUAAAAGGCAUCCAACUAUUACCUACUCUUAUCACGGUAGAGACACAGCUUUACACUAACACCUCAUAACUCCCAAAUGUGUGUGUACAAGACGAUAGAGACGAUUCUGUACUUGUAAAAAACGAAGCCAUUUUGAUGUGUUACCACUCUGAAUCUAAUCAAAUGAUGUUUAAAUAGAGAGUAAUCAAUUAGUAUUUGUAAUUUGAUUAAGGGUAUGCUGUUGUCUGCCUUUUUAUUGCCGUGACAUCCAUCAAAAGUGUUUCCAAGUAUGUUCAUUGACUACAUUUUUGCACUAUGUACAUACAAUACUGGAAGAGGUCUUGUGAUCAGUAUGAGCAAAAACAAAAUGAACAACAAAAAUGGUUCAAUGAAGUACUUUUUCAGUGUGGUUUUUGUCUUUAUAUCAAUAUUUAUGACUUGUCUUUCUGGACUACUUCACUAGCUACAUUGUAAAAGGCUAUUUGUCAUAACAUCCCUUCUCACUCCUAAAAUAUAUGGACUGGUGAUUAACAUUAUUAAAAUGUUGUUCAAAUAAUUAA